Molecule: messenger RNA, 1602 nt
Organism: Aspergillus nidulans FGSC A4
Lineage: Eukaryota; Fungi; Ascomycota; Eurotiomycetes; Eurotiales; Aspergillaceae
Exons: 3
Coding region: 1-1602 (533 amino acids)
Biological process (GO): regulation of DNA-templated transcription; DNA-templated transcription
Cellular component (GO): nucleus
Molecular function (GO): DNA binding; DNA-binding transcription factor activity, RNA polymerase II-specific; zinc ion binding
Source: RefSeq, a predicted model, not a curated record
AUGGAGCACAAACGCAAGCGGCUCUCGUACGCAUGCAAUUUCUGCCGCCAGAGGAAGACGCGGUGCGAUGAAGAACAUCCCUCAUGCCGCAACUGCCGGGUCGCCGGGGUGCAGUGCAUCACAACUGACAAGCGUCAUGCCGGGGUGAUAGUGACCAGCCGGCGACGGAUCAGUUCAAGUCCCAGUACGAGCACGGCUCUGAGCACAGCUACGGGCGCGGCGGCGACGCCCGUAGAGAAAACGGUCCUCAGAACGCCUGUCUCUCUGAGCCAAGCGUCUCCACUGCCUGCAGCAAGCCCAGGGCUGCGGCCGCCGACACAAUGCUGGGACCGGACUGGCUGGCGCAGCGGACGGCUGCCCAUGAUGCCGCGGUUCCUAGGAGGGUGUAUGUUUGAGAUCAUGACCGAAUGGCUGGACCUCGCCUUCUAUCGACUCCGAAUCCCUGCCCCGUACCCUGCGCCGGCUCAGUUAGCCGCGUCGGCGUCUGUACCGGUGUCGGUACUGCAGUCUGCGCCAGAUCUGCCGCCGGGUCAGGAAAGGCGGAUAUUGAGCGAGAGGUUCCUGCAGACUGUCUGCUCGGUGUUUCCGUUCGUGAGCGCGAGCGAGGUGUACAGCCUCUGCGACCCCCGCACUGACACUGCAUGGCCAGUCUCUGGGCAGGCACUGGCCUACUUGAUUGCGGCCACCGCGCUCAUGGCAGGGUAUGCGCAGCCCCAGUCAGCACCGGCAGUCUACCUCAGCUACUGCAACAGCCUGCUCGGCCACAUGGUGGCCGAGCGGAGCCGGCAGGCUGUGCAGGCCAUCCUGCUCCUGGCCAUCGCCCUACGGAGCUGUGACCAGAUCGCCUGGGCUUGGGACAUUCUCGGCUUGGGCGUAUCAAUGGCACAGUCAAUCGGCAUCAACCAGACCCACUCAGAACCCGAUUCGACAUGGUGGUGUCUGUACGUGUUUGAGAAGAUCCUCGCCUUCGAGAGCGGACGUGCCUCAAUGAUAUGGGACCGCGAGCUAUUGCGCCCUGUCCAAGUAGCCGAGGAGGACGAGCCGGGCAAAAGGUACAGGCAGGCGUGCAUCAGCCUCGCCAACAUGCUGCACGAGCUUCAGGAUCGGGCAGCGGGUGCAUGGCGGAGAGAGGAGUGGUUGCCACAAACUGUCGAUGAGGCCAUCAAAGAGAAGGUUCACACUGGAGGAGAGCUGGCGACUCUCCUUGAGGAGUGGUGGGAAUGUCUACCGGCUGAAUAUCGCACCGGGCCAUUCUCUCAGCAGUCGGCCUUUUUGACGUUCUAUUAUCGCUACGCACUCAUCCUCCUCAAUCGGAGCGUCCUGUUAAUUGAGAAGUCAGAGAUCCGCGAGGUCACUGACCGCUACGCCUCUGGCAAGCCAUGGCAGCAUCGCCUCAUCAACGGGGCAGGGGUCUGCGUCGAGGCGGCCAGAGAGAUGGUCAAGCUGACCGUCGCCAUGGUCGACUCUGGAUGCCCGACCUAUCUGACGGCGUUGACUUCACCCCUCAGCGCAGUCUAUGCCCUGGCCGUGCACAUCUUUAGAGAGAGAAAUUCUCUUCUCGUCCGGUCUGAUUUCGAGUACGACAGUAUUACCGCCGCCUGA